AUGACUAGAGACAUCUUGAAGUUGAAGAUGGUUCAGGAGCAUGGACGAGUGGCUUUCGGCCAACUGAUCCAUCGAGGAUUGAGACAAGUGGCUGGACUUAAUGAUGUAGUGGUGGUGAGUGCAGUCAGGACACCGAUGGGGUCAUUUAGAAGCUCACUCAGUGCUGUACAGGCACCACAGCUGGGAACCAUUGCUAUCAAGAAUGCUGUGGAAAGGGCAGGUAUUCCACCAGAACUAGUGCAAGAGGUGUACAUGGGGUGUGUAGUACAGGCUGCUCAGGGCCAGGCUCCUGCUAGACAGGCGACGCUAGGAGCGGGGCUUGCCAUCACAACGCCGACGACGACCGUGAACAAAGUCUGCGCCUCGGGAAUGAAGUCCAUCAUGUUGGCGUCGCAGAGUCUGAUGUGUGGCCACCAGGAGGUCAUGGUGGCUGGAGGCAUGGAGAGUAUGUCCAAUGCACCGUAUUACAUGAUGAGGGGUGAUUCACUCAUUAUGGAGGGGUCAUGCUACAUGACUCCAUCACGCAUGAUGGCUGUGGAUGUAUACAACAAGAUACACAUGGGCGUCUGUGGAGAAACCACGGCUGAGAAAUUCAACAUCUCUAGAGAGGAUCAGGACGUGUUUGCUAUCAACAGCUACAAGAAGUCUGCAGCGGCGUGGAAGGCAGGCACAUUUAAGGAUGAGGUGGUUCCUGUUAUCAUCCCGCAAAAGAAAGGCAAACCUGAUGUAGUUGUGUCAGAGGAUGAAGAGUUUAAGAAGGUGAACUUCGAAAAGUUCAGGUCUCUCAAGCCAGUGUUCAAGAAGGAAGGCGGCACGGUGACGGCAGCGAAUGCCAGCACACUGAAUGAUGGUGCAGCAGCUGUUGUUCUCAUGACCGCUCACAAGGCAAAUGCUCUGAAGCUGAAGCCGCUAGCCAGGAUCGUGGGUUUCGCCGACGCCGCCGUCGCGCCGAUCGACUUUCCGAUCGCUCCGGCGAGCGCCAUCCCGAAGGUGCUCGAGUCGUGCGGCGUCAGCAAGGAUGACGUCGACAUGUGGGAGAUCAACGAGGCGUUCAGCUGCGUCGUUCUCGCCAACAUCGAGAUGCUGGACCUCGACCCGACGAAGGUCAACGUCAACGGUGGUGCCGUCAGUCUCGGACAUCCCAUCGGGAUGUCAGGAGCACGCCUGGUGGCGCACAUGGCGCAUCAGCUCAAAGCGGGUCAGAAAGGAAUGGCAGGGAUCUGCAAUGGAGGUGGUGGAGCCAGUGCUAUCCUGUUGGAGGGACUCUAGGUGUGUGCUCAUAAUCUGGCUACCCUCUUUACACAGGUCAGCACUGCAAUCAAAUCUCCUACAAGAGGAAUGCCUGAGUAGCACCAGGUAAUAGAUUAUAUGGAUAGAUGGAUGGAUAGAUUGAUAGAUCUGUUGUAGUGUGACACCUUUAUGGGUUGUUAACAAAGGUUGCCAGAUCUUUCCCUUACUUAUUACCUUGUCAUUUUGGAUAAUUCUCAAGUGCCAGACCUACCUACUCGAGCAAAUCGUGCGAAAUUGAAAAGGAAACCAUGAUGUGAAUCGAUUUUUGGAGACGGACAGAGCAAGUUAAGUACAGUUUAUUGAUGAUGGCUUCAAUUCGUUGCAAACAGUGUAGUCCUGAUAAAAAGUAUGGAUGCAGUGCCAUGGGCCUUUCUUAUCAUAAUCCAAGUCAUGCCUGUCAACAGAGCACAGGGGUUGUACUGGGUUCAAUUUGAUAUCACGAGGGCCAAAUUUUCUAUCUUUGUAUUCAGGAGUAAAUGAAAACAAAUCAAAGUUAAAAACAAACAUUUUUGUUUUUCGUUUUUAUUCACUCCUGCUGUGAUACGUGAACGCGGAUCAAAGUGUGCAGACGUGAUGCGUAAGCAGUAUUUGUAGCACAUGAUAUACGCAGUACACUUAGCGUGUGGGAGCAUGAAGUCGGCCUAGUAUAGCUCCCUCCAUUUACGGAUAGAGGAAACUAGACCUUGAUUUGUCAGGAAUAAUUAAUUGCCUAGUUGGCUCAGUGUGACUGUGGUAUGGACUGUCAACUUACUAUGUCAGUCAUAUCUUGUGGAUUCAAUAUAUCCUUUGUCACUCCUAUGAAUUUACUUGCAUGGUAGAACCCGGUGGUAUAUGUGAUGCACUCUAUUGUUUAGUGUAUAUAAAAAGCAAUUUGUUAUAAAAACAGGUAUAUACUUAUUAAUGGUGAACUUGUUACAAAUAAAGUAGUGAAGUAUUCAGCAUUUCAUUUUUUCGUU
Molecule: messenger RNA, 2246 nt
Organism: Priapulus caudatus
Lineage: Eukaryota; Metazoa; Priapulida; Priapulimorpha; Priapulimorphida; Priapulidae
Product: acetyl-CoA acetyltransferase, mitochondrial-like
Exons: 11
Coding region: 1-1269 (422 amino acids)
Biological process (GO): fatty acid beta-oxidation
Molecular function (GO): acetyl-CoA C-acetyltransferase activity
Source: RefSeq, a predicted model, not a curated record